Messenger RNA from Trifolium pratense (red clover), 470 nucleotides. RefSeq names its product myosin-6-like. The record is from RefSeq and is a predicted model, not a curated record. The transcript is spliced from 3 exons. Gene Ontology annotation, molecular function: ATP binding; actin filament binding; microfilament motor activity. NCBI's taxonomy places the organism in Eukaryota, Viridiplantae, Streptophyta, Magnoliopsida, Fabales, Fabaceae. Gene Ontology annotation, cellular component: vesicle; actin cytoskeleton; myosin complex. The coding region runs from base 45 to 470 and encodes 141 amino acids. Gene Ontology annotation, biological process: vesicle transport along actin filament; actin filament organization.
AGAUGUGAUUGCAAUGACCAAAAGAGAUAAAUGUAUGCAGGAAGAUGAUAAAUGAAGAAAGAAGCCAAGCUAUUUUGGUUAGUGGAGAAAGUGGAGCUGGUAAAACAGAAAGUACAAAGAUGCUUAUGCAUUAUCUUGCCUAUUUAGGAGGGAGAGCAGCAACUGAGGGAAGGUCUGUGGAGCAACAAGUUCUAGAGUCCAAUCCUGUUUUAGAAGCAUUUGGGAAUGCAAAGACUGUUAGGAAUAAUAAUUCAAGUCGUUUUGGUAAGUUUGUGGAGAUUCAGUUUGAUCAAAAGGGGAGAAUUUCAGGAGCUGCUAUCAGAACUUAUUUGCUGGAACGAUCACGUGUUUGUCAAGUUUCUGAUCCUGAGAGAAACUAUCAUUGUUUUUAUAUGCUUUGUGCUGCACCACAAGAGGUACACAAUGAUUUCUACCUUUAUUAUGGAUACAAGUUGCUUGCACAAAGUUGA